AUGGCGGAGGCUGAGCUUUCCUUUUUUUCUCUCUCACUCGCUCGGAGAGACGAAGGAUUCAAGAAGACGUUGCGUUUCUGCGAGAAAGCAGGCCCGUUCCGCUUUGAGGACGAGGAGGAUCUCCAAUUGGUGCUAGAUAACAGACCAUACCACCACAACUAUUGGAUGGUUAUCCUCCAACGCUGGGAACCAGUCAUCUCAGACUCCUUCCCCUCCAUGAUUCCCUUCUGGGUCUCCAUAAAGGGACUUCCCCUUCAUUACUGGCACGAAACCAUGGUCUUUAACGUGGGUAAAAAACUCGGAGCUUACGAGGGCCAAGAGCUUACAAAGACAUCUGCAAGAACAAGAGUUCUGGUCAACGGACUACAACCACUCAUAAAAGAGACUAUACUGGAGUUUGGGUCAGGAGAGGAAUACAAACUGACCUUGGAGUACGAACGGCUUGAGAACCAUUGCUCCUACUGCUCUUGCCUCACCCACAUGAGCUACGAAUGCCCAGAGAAGCAGGAGAAAGCAACACAGGAGAGAAACAAAAACAGAGAAGGAACCCUCAGAAGGAGAUCGCUCUUCCCCGACAAAGAAGAAACCUUCUGGAGAGUGAAGCGAUCUACACCUCAGCAAAAUGAAUCAGCCAUAUCCCCUCUAUCCUCAAAGCAACUAGAUCUCCAGCAUGACGUUGUCCCAAUUGCUCAGGUUCCUUCUACAGAAGAAGUUCUAGCAGAGAUUCAAGAAGCGACAAACUUGUAUCUGAGCUGCCCUGACCCUACGGAAGCGGCAACAAGAAGGCAAAGAUUCCUACAAGAAGACACGCAAGAGUUACUAGCCAAGACAGCAGCAUGCAUUAUUGCAGCAGCGGCAUGA
Molecule: messenger RNA, 861 nt
Organism: Raphanus sativus (radish)
Lineage: Eukaryota; Viridiplantae; Streptophyta; Magnoliopsida; Brassicales; Brassicaceae
Exons: 3
Coding region: 1-861 (286 amino acids)
Source: RefSeq, a predicted model, not a curated record